CGGUUGCUACCCGGGUGACGCGGGCUGGGCCCGCCCCCUGCCUGCUGGCCCCUGCACUCACUCGCGCCCGCGGCCGCCGAGCGGGUAGCAGCCGCGUCAGGGCCGUCCUGGGGCGCCGCCGGCGCUGCCCAAACGCCCCCGUCGCUCCCCACCGGCCCGCGGAGCCGCCCCGGGCCGGGGCCGCGCCAGACCAGGCCGGGCUGCGCCCGGGCGGGACCGCGCUGCCUGCAUGACCCUCCGGCGGCGCGGGGAGAAGGCGACCAUCAGCAUCCAGGAGCAUAUGGCCAUCGACGUGUGCCCCGGCCCCAUCCGACCCAUCAAGCAGAUCUCCGACUACUUCCCCCGCUUCCCGCGGGGCCUGCCCCCGGCCACCGGGCCCCGCGCCGCUGCACCUCCGGACGCCCCCGCGCGCCCGGCCGAGGCCAGCGCUGGCCGCCGCAGCCCCUCCGACGGCGCCCGCGAGGACGACGAGGAUGUGGACCAACUCUUCGGAGCCUACGGCGCCAGCCCGGGCCCCAGCCCCGGCCCCAGCCCCGGCCCCAGCCCCGCGCGGCCGCCCGCCAAGCCGCCCGAGGAGGAGGCAGACGCCGACGGCUACGAGUCCGACGACUGCACCGCCCUGGGCACACUGGACUUCAGCCUCCUCUACGACCAGGAGAACAACGCCCUGCACUGCACCAUCAGCAAGGCCAAGGUGCCCAAGCUGAUGUUCUCUCGAAAGGGCCUGAAGCCGAUGGACCACAACGGGCUGGCAGACCCCUAUGUCAAGCUGCACCUGCUGCCCGGAGCCAGUAAGGCGAAUAAGCUUAGAACAAAAACCCUCCGAAACACUCUGAACCCCACGUGGAACGAGACCCUCACUUACUACGGAAUCACGGACGAAGACAUGAUUCGGAAGACCCUGCGGAUCUCCGUGUGUGAUGAGGACAAAUUCCGCCACAAUGAGUUCAUCGGGGAGACGCGAGUGCCCCUGAAAAAGCUGAAGCCCAACCACACCAAGACGUUCAGCAUCUGCCUGGAGAAGCAGCUGCCGGUGGACAAGACGGAGGACAAGUCCCUGGAGGAGCGGGGCCGCAUCCUCAUCUCCCUCAAGUAUAGCUCGCAGAAGCAGGGCCUGCUGGUCGGCAUCGUGCGCUGUGCACACCUGGCCGCCAUGGACGCCAACGGCUACUCGGAUCCCUACGUGAAAACAUACCUGAAGCCAGAUGUGGACAAGAAAUCCAAACAUAAGACGGCCGUAAAGAAGAAGACCCUGAACCCCGAGUUCAAUGAGGAGUUCUGCUACGAGAUUAAGCAUGGGGACCUGGCCAAGAAGACCCUGGAGGUCACUGUUUGGGAUUACGACAUCGGAAAAUCCAACGACUUCAUUGGUGGUGUUGUGCUGGGCAUCAAUGCCAAGGGCGAGCGCCUGAAGCACUGGUUUGACUGCCUGAAGAACAAAGACAAGCGGAUCGAACGCUGGCACACACUCACCAAUGAACUCCCUGGGGCCGUGCUCAGCGACUGACCAGCCCCCACCUGCCACCGCACCCGUCCUUGCCUGUCGCUUGGCCCAACACAGGCCUGGCCCUGGGCUUCCUCAGCUGCUACCAAGGGCCUCAGCCCCCACGUUGGGGGAGAUCCAGGACACCUGUUCGGACACAGAACCGCCGCAGCCCCCACUUGGAGGCCACAGAGGGCCCGGCCACUGCGAGGAACACCGAGGGCAGAGGGCCAGGCCUCCUUUCAGCCCCUGGGGCCUGAUAGGGCCAGAGGUGAGAGGAGAGGAGCUUGGCCUCCCACCCCAGCGACAGGGAAGGGGCCGUCCGGGAGGCGAGGACCCUACUAGAGGUCAGCAGUAAGUCACAGGGGACCCGGGCUGAGAGGACGGGAGUGCAGGGGCGCCUUGAUGGGGUCAGUGAGAACUCCUGAGGGAGACAUUAGGAGGGAUGUGGGAGGAGGAGGUUGGGGACAGGACUCUGACUUCAUCUGUCCAUCUCUGUCAUUACUGGGCAGGUGGGAAAAAGUUGACCUGAGAGCCAGGAAUCUAGUGAAGUUCUCAGAAGCUCCCAAUGAACAUGGGCACUUGGCACUUGAGUGAAAUGCUUCACUCGAGGAUUUCACAAGCCCCUGGGGACAAAUGAAACCCAGGGCCCGCCCUCAGGGAGUUCCUGGCCUAGUCAGGGAGCAGGAAACGAAUCAUUACAGUGGACUGAGGACUGUCAAGGCCAGCCUGACCUACCUGCUAGUGUUCUGGAUUCUGCUGGGAAGGCAGGGAGGGCUUCGUGGAGGAGGCCAUGCUGCAGCAAGGCCUGGAAGGGUCGUGGCGUGUUCAGGCAGACAAACACGAAGGGGCCUGCGGGCAGUGGAAAUGGCCGGCAAAGGCCUGCAGAGGAGAGAAGGGGCCAGGGACUCCGGGAAUCUCUGGGGCACAGGGUUUGUUAGGACAGCAGUGGGGCCCGGGAGGGAUGGCACCCAGUCCCGUUCCCUCCCCGUCCCUGGCUGUCAGGCCAGCAACUGUGGGGAAUCAUGUUGGUGCGGCCACAGGUUCAGUCCUCAGACCCAGUUGUCCACCUCUGAUCACUCUGUGCCCCUGAGAAGCCUAGAGGAUGGAUCCUGCCUCUUGUUCUUCCCAGAGGAAGCAUCAGGUCAACUGCAGUCAAGACAGAAAAGGGUCCCUUGUUUUGCAUGAAAAGCAAAAUUCCUCCUUGUCUUCCCACUCCUCUUCCCUUGCUCUGCCUCCCUGACCUUCAGGGUUUGGGACUGGGUAGCGGGGGGACCUCAGGUGGUUGCCUACGCAUCCUGGCCCAAUUGUGGCCACUGAUGUCCCUCUCAGGAAUACUUGGCAACAGCCCAGAGCCUUGCUUCUGGGAAAGCAGAGAGACACCCUGCCCAGUAGGCCUGUUUGUGCCCUGGGUUAGUCUCCAAGGGGGUUGAAGGCUUGGGGCCUGGGUCUGAAGCCCCAGACUUUCCCUGCCUACCAAGGGGCCAUCAGGAAACCUGGGUGAGCAACUGCAUAACCAAAGGGCUUCUGUGUUCGACCCGUCACGGCACUGAUGGGAAACAGCCCAGAGAGGGAAAGUAACCUGCCCACGGCCUUGCAGCCUAACCACAGCCGGGGCCGGCCAGGCUCCACAGCCCCUGCCCCACUCCCAGCCCAGGCUCUGGACACCACAUUUAGGGGAAGUAGUGUGCUGGGCUCACACACAAGAGGUCCUGCUAGCUGCCUGCCUAGCGCCGUUCCCUGCCUGCUGCCCACACACACCAACAUCAGCAGCAGGGCUCACAGGGACACACGGGUUGGACCUGCUGCUGCAAACACAAAGCACACUACCAUCUGAGGCCUGGGGUGAGGAUGUGACUCCCACAAAGUGCCCAUCAGCCCUUUCCCAGUUUGCAGGGAACCCAGGACUCCAGCCCCCACACAGUACCUGGCAAACUUUGCUGGUCGUGGAAUGUUGGUUUUCCCGUCUUUAAGAAGGCUUUGUGUGUGUUGAGAGUUUUACAUGCACUGUUUUGAAUUUUCACAGUCCUUGUGUCUGGGUGAACUCUGGGUAUCUUCUUUGCUUUUGGAGGGCCUCACUCGGAGAAGAGACUCAUGGCCUUUCUGUGAAGACACGGAAAUGCUGAAUGGCAAGGCUACACGGGGCUGUGAGAUACAGAGGGAAGCAGGCCCAGCUGGGACAAGAAGCCCGGACUCCUAGCACCCAGCCCAGGGCCCACUGCUGCUCCAGGCUGUGCAGGUGUAGACUGGGCCCUGAGAGGUGGUCCCAGCUGACCACAGGCUGGGAGGCGGGGCUUUUGCACAGCCAGCCCAGGUGGAGGAUGGGGCGCUUGGACGGAAGGGCCCCCAGAGAGGGACAGAACCCUGGCGCUGUUCUAGACCACUUGCAGAAUGCAUCUGUUAAAGAAAAGGCUCUUUGAGAAGCUGCAAAGCUCUGCCUUUAACCCCAAACUGGCGUCUUUCCUCUGACCCAUUAGACCCACAAAAAUGGGAAAUUUGACACCAAAAAAGUCAUUCCAAACGCAGGUGUCAAUAACCGGGGGUCUCCCCAGGCGCGCCACCCUACUCCACCGCCUUCCUUCCUGGUCUCCCCCCACCCACCCACCAUCACCACUAGCCAAUCCCUGACGGGCCCGUCUUCCAACACUGAAGCGGUAACCUCCUGACCUCUAGUGGUGAGAGCGAGGAACUGCGCCUCCCGGCCCGUGCAUGUCCAGCCUUUGUUCCUUCCCAACCGACAGAACCUCCCAAUGCAUGGACUCUGGCUGUCGUCGACACAGACUCGUGCACUGCUUAACAACGUUUUUGCUACCAUAUGAUGGCUGCAGAAACCGUCCUUAAACUGCAGCCCCACACACAAUUUUUGUACUUUCGUCUGGCCUACCCAAAGGUAUCCUUUUUAAGUCUUAUUUGUUAAUAUUUAUAAUAACAUAUAAUCCAAAGUAAAUGAAAACGUUCAUUGUGA
Molecule: messenger RNA, 4448 nt
Organism: Artibeus jamaicensis (Jamaican fruit-eating bat)
Lineage: Eukaryota; Metazoa; Chordata; Mammalia; Chiroptera; Phyllostomidae
Gene: DOC2B
Product: double C2 domain beta
Exons: 10
Coding region: 230-1507 (425 amino acids)
Cellular component (GO): membrane
Source: RefSeq, a predicted model, not a curated record